Messenger RNA from Saccharomyces cerevisiae S288C, 1152 nucleotides. RefSeq names its product Pex15p (gene PEX15). The record is from RefSeq and is marked reviewed. Gene Ontology annotation, cellular component: peroxisomal membrane; endoplasmic reticulum membrane. The coding region runs from base 1 to 1152 and encodes 383 amino acids. The transcript has a single exon. Lineage: Eukaryota; Fungi; Ascomycota; Saccharomycetes; Saccharomycetales; Saccharomycetaceae.
AUGGCUGCAAGUGAGAUAAUGAACAAUCUGCCUAUGCAUUCCCUCGAUUCUUCUCUAAGGGAUUUACUUAACGAUGACUUAUUCAUUGAAAGUGAUGAAUCGACCAAGUCGGUAAAUGAUCAGAGGAGUGAAGUAUUUCAAGAAUGUGUGAACCUUUUCAUAAAAAGAGAUAUCAAGGAUUGCCUAGAAAAAAUGUCUGAGGUUGGAUUUAUUGAUAUUACCGUUUUCAAGUCCAACCCUAUGAUAUUAGAUUUAUUUGUCAGCGCCUGUGAUAUUAUGCCCAGCUUUACCAAAUUAGGUUUAACACUGCAGAGUGAGAUUUUGAAUAUUUUCACGUUAGAUACCCCUCAAUGUAUUGAGACAAGAAAAAUUAUUCUCGGUGACCUCAGUAAACUUUUGGUCAUCAAUAAAUUCUUUCGAUGCUGUAUCAAGGUUAUUCAGUUUAACUUAACUGAUCACACCGAACAAGAAGAAAAAACUCUGGAGCUUGAAUCCAUAAUGAGUGAUUUCAUUUUCGUAUACAUAACGAAAAUGAGGACAACUAUAGAUGUAGUUGGCUUACAAGAAUUAAUCGAGAUAUUCAUCUUUCAGGUGAAGGUAAAACUGCAUCAUAAAAAACCCUCACCGAAUAUGUAUUGGGCGCUUUGCAAAACAUUACCUAAGUUAUCUCCAACCCUAAAGGGCCUUUACUUAUCUAAAGAUGUUUCCAUAGAGGAUGCUAUUCUGAACUCAAUAGAUAAUAAAAUACAAAAAGAUAAGGCGAAGUCUAAAGGUAAACAAAGAGGAGUGAAACAGAAAAUACACCAUUUUCACGAGCCUAUGUUACACAAUAGUAGUGAAGAACAGGUUAAGGUUGAGGAUGCGUUUAAUCAACGCACCUCUACUGAUAGUAGACUCCAGAGUACUGGAACGGCGCCCCGUAAAAAAAACAAUGAUAUUACUGUUCUGGCUGGUUCAUUUUGGGCUGUCCUGAAGCAUCAUUUCACAAGAAGUGUGCUGAACAAAAACGGACUUCUGCUCACAGGUCUGCUGCUACUCUUAUGUUUGAAAAAAUAUAAGUCAUUGAUGGCAAUUUUCAAACAUGUUCCAGCGGCCUUUCACACUGUAUACCCCCAGAUUGUAGGGUUGCUAAAACUUCUAGCGAGUAUAUGA